GUGGUAGUUCGAAUCGAACGAUCAUAGCGUGCGUUUCUGACAGUAGUGCAAGCUCAUCGCGACUAAGAUAAUUCCUACGGUUAAUUGCUGAUCGACUGAGAUUUCUCGAUUUUUCGUGGGUGAAGACGCGAUUAAUGCUCAGAUUGCAAAUUCAAUUACAAAUUGGCGGAAGCAUCCGAGAAAUUCGGUUAUCAAGAAAUCGAUUUCUGUCACGCUAGAAUAACUUAUACGAUAAACGUGUGUUUCGUCGCAAAUUUAUUCUGAUUUAAAUUGAUUAAUCGAGCAUUAUGGUCGGCUGAUUUGCAAUUUCUAAUUUUCUGCCGACUAACCAUUGCCAAUUCGUCCGGAAAGGAAAGAAGGAUUCGCAUGCUUGCAAGCAUGCGUCGCCUCGUUUCACGCCGUACAUCACGCGCGUAACGCGGAAAGUGUCCCGAUCUGGGACAGUCCAGGUACCCCACCCGUGAUUCAGCGAUCCAUCGUUCCCGGUGGCCUCCCGCUCCCUCUUUUCUCGCCUCUCCGCGGUUCGUUCUCUCGGUGCCUUCCCUUUCGAACUUUGGUCCUUGCUGCCAUCCGGUCGUGGCGGCGUAAGGUUUACUAAGAGAGCACGCGUCCUCCGAAGGUUCAGUACAAAACGCGCGCUCGGACUCGAAGGAUCCUUGGAUCCUCCACUUGAUAGAGAAGAGAAAGAAAGGACCUGGUCAACUCGCGCGGGAUCUCAAUGCUAGGCUGAACGGUUCGAGUGUGAUUACCUUGCUUGUCCAGCAUCCGCCGGCGAUCCGAUUUCGGUGCUCGAUCGAGCGUCGCGAUUUCGGUGCUCGAUCGCGUGGAAAUCGCGAUGUGGGGUCGCGGAGUCCUUCUAGUGUCGUUUGCGCUCAUAGCGCUCGGAUCCACGACCAAAUGCCCGAAGAGAAAAACCUCACCCGCCAGAGAAAUCCUCUGCUAUACUUCUACUUUCGACGCGCAACUACUCGCCGACUCCGUAUGCAGCUGCACCACUCUGGUGCAUCAAAAUCAUGACGUGCGAAAUCUUUCAAUUUCCGAUAUUACCGAUUUGCGGAAGUCCUUGAGUGAGAUGCAUCCAUCUCUUCAAUUUGCAAUUUCUAUACAUGACGCCGAGAAGACGCUGAGAACUUCCGCUAUGUUACGACAGGAAACGAUCGCCCGGAUUAUUGCUGUCAUGAAGGAGGUGGAUGGCGUAGAGCUAAAUGUGACGGCGGGUUCUAAAGAGCGUCUUUAUAACUUCGUCAAAAGUCUAAAAGAUGAGAUGAUCAGGAAAUCCUAUGAUAAACGGAUUUUCGUGACUUUGCCUAGUAAAUCAGAGGACUUGGCCAAGCAGUUCGAUCUCAAGGAACUCGCAAAGUACGUUGAUCUAUUUACGCUGCCAACGGACUACUUGACAGACGAAGAUAGUACCUUUGUUACCUUUCACCCCUCGCGUCUAAUGGGACUCUUCGAUAUAUUGAACACGGACAGCUUAGUAGACUUGAUAAUUGGAUUAGGAGCUCCGAAGCAAAAAAUCUUAGUGUCCUUGCCGGCUAACGCAUAUAAAUUUACUUUGAAGGACGAGUCUGAGAACGUUCCUAGGUCGCAAACUACCGAAAAAGAACCCGUUCCGAUCAACCGUGAACAGCUCUGCGAAGCUAUAACCAGCGGAGAAUGGACCGUUGAACGAGAUGAAGAUCUCACGGCACCGUACGCGUUUCGAAACAAGACGUGGAUCUCUUUCGAAGAUAAGAUUUCAGUCGGAAUAAAGGGAAAAUAUGUGUAUCUGCGCGAUUUGGCGGGAUUGGCAGUGCGAAAUGUAGAAAACGAUAUAAAGACUGAGUGUGAGAAACCAAUCACGCAAGAAAUUUAUCAUUCCUUCACGGAAUUUAAGAGAAAAUCGAGACAUGCCGUGCUUAAUGCGCUGGAAGACGAGCUUCAUGAAGCUCAAUUUUCGUAUCCAAAUCAAGCGAAAACGUCAAACUUCCGCGUGAUUCGCGCAGUAGACGCGGAAGGACAUAUCAGAGCUGUACGCGAAAACACCCAAACCGAAUUCGUUUGUAGAAGACAGGGCUACUUCGUACAUCCUAAGAGUUGCAACAGAUUUUACCGCUGCGUCAAAUUCAAUCAAGAGGUCGAAGAUUAUUCCGUCUUUGAAUUCGAUUGUCCAGCUGGCCUGUCGUUCGAUGAGCGUACGGAGGUUUGCGUAUGGCCAGGCUCUUUGCCUCAAGGCUCACCGUGUCCUGGCAGCAGCGAAAUUGCUCCUGUGACACCAAAAAGAUUCGAAUGUCCAUCUCGAUCCGGCUACUAUGCGGAUCCGCAGAACUGUCGUUGGUUCUUUGCUUGCAUGGACUUAGGUGGACCUGAGUUAAUGGCGUUCGAGUUCCGUUGUCCGUAUGGCUUGGUGUUCGACGAAGAAAAAUUGGUGUGCGAGUGGCCCUGGUUGGUACCAGCUUGCUCAGAAUCCGGAUCAGCUUAUACCAGGACGGAAUACGACUAUAGAGGAUACACUGCGGGAACCUCCGCUGGACUCGGUACUGGAGGUUACGUUACUGGCUCUAUACCUGGAUAUUCCGUCACAACUGGAACCGGUUAUUCCGAUUAUUCUAAGUCUACUGAUGCUGGUAUUCACGAGGGUAGCCGACCGAACUAUUUCGGAAUUACGGGACGCAUCGGCGGAUAUACUAGUAUUUCGUCUUCUGAUGCUGGAGCAACCUCUGGACAUGUAGGAUUAUCUAGUCCAUCUGUGGUUGGUUAUUCUGGACCAACUGGACAAUAUGGAGAAUCAGUACCCAUCUCAACGUAUUCUGGACCUGAUAUACACGUUGCUUCUAUAUCUCCCGGAGUAACCGUUGGAGGAAGCACAAGAUACCCUACAGUGAGUAGUGGAAUUAGCAGUACUACACAUACUGCGUCCGAUGGCAGAGUUGGAUAUUCUGGAUACACCGGUGAAGUUACUGGAUAUGCCAAUACUGAAUCGAGCCGUAUUAGUACGGGUAUUUCUGGAUCUACAGGAGGGUAUUCGGGAACAUUUGCUGGAGAUCAUUUAACAGGGCAAGGUGUAACUUACUCAGGGAUACCUGGAUCAAGUUAUUCUGGCUCUACACACACAGGAAGCGUCAGUAGAGGUCAUCCGAUAGCAGGAGUAAGUUAUACAAGACCAGAAACGAACUAUUUCGGUCCCACGGAAUCGCUUGGGUCCGUUGACAUUCGCCUAGGCUCUACUGGACUCAAGCAUGAUGGAUCGACAAGUCUGUACACAGAAUCCAAUACAUUUAAUGCCGAUGGUUACUCAGCUUCUACCAAUGUCUAUCCAGGAGCAACUGGACGUCAACCAUCCGGCGCAACGGGCUCGUUAUACGGAAGCGUACCUAAGUUCCCUUUUUCCGGAGCUACUAGCGGUGUUGAAAUCAGUGGAUCAAUAAGCGGAGGAUACACAGGAUCAACUACAGAAGUAUAUCGAGAUUCUGCUGCUACGGGAUACUCAAAAGCUACUGAUGGAAUCCGUGCUGGCUCUUUUGGAAUUGAUGUAAAUCUGCCGAGCAGUUCUGGAACAGACUCAAGCUUGCACUCAACGACAGGACGUGUCACAGGAACUAAUUUUGUUAGUGGCGCUUCAAAACCAGGAUUUGCGCCUUCUUUUGGCCCCGGGCGUCAAAGUGUUACGACUACUGACAAUAGUCAUUUAAUAAGAGGUAGUACACCAUUUUCUGGAGCAACAGGUACUUCUUCUUCAACAGCUAUAAGAUACGAUCAUGAUGGGUACACAAUUCCUGUGUUCAUACAACCAGUGGAACCGAAUUAUCUUUCGAUUGGGACAACAGGAGCCGGAGUUAGGGAUCAUAGCGAAACAGCUGAGACAUACGAAGUCAGAGUGACGAGUGGCUAUACGCAACCUAAUUUAGCGAGACCUCAUUUAAAUGUCAGCAUUUUCAACAAUAAAAUUCCUACUGACUAUAACGUUCCGACAGGCGCUACUAGUGCAAUUUUGACUGGAAGCAGCGUAGAAGGAAGUAUUAUUACCGAUGACUCUUUGCCGGGGACCAUCCUCAGUCACGGAAGUAUUCCUGGAGCGGUAUCAACUACUGCUAGUGAGCAAGGUGCCAUCUUGACUGGAAGUAUUCAACCUGGCUAUAUAUCUACUUCUUCCGGGACACCAGGAUACGUGAUUACGGGCGGGGUGAAGAAUGUUGACGUUGGAUCUGUUAGUGGAGGAACAACAAUAUACGGAACUCCAUCGCCUGGAAUUUCAUUAACCGGUCCUUCAACGCCAGGUGUCGUUCUGAAAGGUGACAUUACUCCAAAUGUCGCUAUUUCCGGAGAAACUGCUUUUGGAGUAUCUCUAGGAGGUUCUACUCAAGCGGGAAGCAUCGUGAGUGCAACCGGUAAACCGUACGUUUCUCAGCCAGGCGUAACUUAUCAAGACACCAGCGGAAGCAGAGUUGAAACAGGAGGAUCAACAAGUUAUUCAAGCGCCAUUUUGACUGGAGGAUUGAGCUCUCAAGGCUACAAACCUGACGGGGGACGUGGCACCGUGACGUUCAACGUUCCUUAUGAUACUGGAAAAUAUUCAGAAAGUGAUCUUCCGGACUAUAGACCAACCAGUGCUACUCUUCCGGACUCUAUCCUACCUGGAAGCAGAAUAGACAGCACCGGAGGUGUUGUUUUCGGCUCUACUUUAUCCGGAGUUCGAGACUCAAGCACUAUUGCUCCAGGAUACUUUUCGACUAAACCAUCUGUCUUUACACCAAGUGGAUUCACAAAAACUGGUCCAACUAAAACGGGUAUAACCACUGCUCUUUUAAGCGGUGGAGGUAGUUACUCGGUAAGCACAAGCGAACGUCGGCCCAUUUUGAAUCCCGAAAAUAUCGGUGAGAAAGCAUUCGAUGGAAACGUUGGUGGCUACACCAAACCAUCGUUCAUCGGUAGCUUAUCCUCUACUUUAACUCCAUCUAUUUACUCCUCGACAAUUAGGCCAGGUGAUCGUGUUACUUUGCCAUCAACUGCCUACGGCUAUUCGUAUCCCAAGCCAGCCGUGAAAUUUGUAACUGGCGGUGCAAUUUCUUCCGCAUCACCUAUUUUACCGAUCGAAGGUAAUCUACCAGUUACAACGCCAACACCGUUUUUGAGUGUUGAACUGCAUAAUGGAUUAUCUGACAGAACUAGCGUAUUCGAAUCAAAGAUACCUACUGUAUCAAAUGAUCGCUUACCAACACCGACUGUUACGCCUAUAAUUUAUACCACCAAGCAACCUGGGACUUACCAAACCACUUCGGUAUUAACUGAAGAUAGAUUUACCCAACGGAUCGGUGGCUCUCAAACAGGAUCGAAAUCUAGCAUCGGUUUAGGAGUGCCUUUCCAACGGACCGAUUCAACUCCAAGGGACUACAGUUCCUUCACUUCGCCGUCUCCAGUUUUAGAAUAUCUUCCUGGAAAGCCAAGCAAACCUGGUUUCAUUGCUUCUACCGCGAAAUACGACAUACCUACGGUAACGGUGCGACCAGAACUCGUGGGGGUAACUUACAAGAAACCUUCGCCAGGCUUUGGCGUUACAUACAAGAGUCCAUCUUCCGUCAUAUCGCCUACCACGUUCAAACCUACUGACACGUACUAUUCUGGUCAAGGAUUUUCGACUCCGUCUUCCUUGGGAACGACUGUUCGCGGUGGUUCUCCAACAAAUUUGGAUAUCCCAAGAGAUGAAAUCAACAAAUUAAUCACCAAUUACAGAGGCACUGUUAAAUAUACACCAAGCGUAUACGACAGCUCCGCAAGCUCAGGAUUUAAUUUAACGUCAACCAAACAGUUCUCUUCGUCGUCUAUAAGAACCGGCAGUACUUUUGCUAUCACAUCUGGCCCCACUAUAUCUUCUUACGAAGUCACUACAAAAUCUGCCGAAGGCAAAGGCAAGGUGAUCGUCAAGUGGAGCGAUCUUCAUCCACUUCUUCUCGGUAAGCUUGGAGCAGACUGCACAUGUAAGGCUGAUCCUUUCGCUAACCUUCGCGGUCCAGGGAAGAAGAAUUUGAUCGCCUCUUCGAGGGGCAAAGUGGAUCUGUCUAACUAUGACGAAUCCGAAAUCUACGUCGAUCUUGAGAACGACCGCUCUUCUGAAGAGGGCGACUACGUUACCAAUUAUGGAGAUUACUCACCGCAGCCCUAUAAAAUUAGCCCACAUGAAACAACGAGCGUCGCAACGGUCUCAUCCAACUUACCAUCAUCCUCUUAUUUACCUGCGUCCCCAACAAUUAACACGAAAGGUUUUACAUCCGCGAAGAGUGACGUUCUGGGAGAACCUAAUAGAUUCCGGGGUGGUCUUCGAGUCGGCAAAAAAUUGGAGAACAUUGCUCCGUCACCGAACUCGAUUCCUUCCGAUGAAGAAGACGAUCCCGACCAAAUCAUCGAUGGUGCCACUGACUGUGCCAGACCAGGCCUCUUCAGACAUCCUAAUCUCUGCAACAAAUUCUAUGCUUGUUACUGGGAUCAGUGGAAAAAGAAGUUCACGCUUCACAUUUUUAAUUGUCCGAUCCAUUUGACAUUUGACUCAAGGGCUGGCGCAUGCAAUUGGCCCAGCAAGGGCCCAGCUUGCCAGGCCGACAAUUUGUUAGUGGUGGUGUGGGCGGUGCUGAUAUUGGCAGCGGCCGUGUUGACUGAUGCAGCGGUACCAGAUCCACCGGAAAACCCUGGUAUUACUACAAUUGGCUCCAAGAAAUUGGCAACUGCUGCUGAUUGUGCCGGACUCGUCGCCUUUUCUGCCACUCAAGGCUCGGUGAAGGAAGCUAAACUCGUCCUCUCCGAGACUUUGGUAGAUAAAGGAGUCGGUUACGCGGCGCAGACAGGGAUCUUCACCACGCAUUGUCCGGGUCUCUACCAAUUCAGCUUCGCCGGAUAUGGUAGCACGGACCUACGGCUGACGAUGAAACGCAAAUUGAACAAAUCUGAAAGCUGGAGGCCGAUUGUCAGCGUUGGUCCAGGCGGAGGAAGUAAUCUUGUCCUAUUGGAUGUCGAAGCCGGAGAUCAGCUUGCCGUUUUUGUUGAAUCCGGGAAAGUUUCCGAUGGAGCUACCUUUACGGGUCACCGCGUUUAUAAAAGAUAAGCCGGCCUAAUGGACAAGAGCCUUCAGAAAUUUUAGGCUGAUCAUUAUUGGAAAAGCAAAAUUAAAAUAUUACCAACUGAAACUAAUUCAUAUCAUAUUACUAUUGGAAUAUUUUAUUAAAUGUUGGAUUUCCAACAUUUAGAACAUUUUGGAUUUCCAUAUCUACUUUUCAAAGAGUCUAUUGAAUUAAUAAUUUAUUAACAGGAAAAAUAUAUAUAAAAUGAAUGAAAUUUUAGAGUUUCAAAUUUUAUGAGUUUGUUAUAAAGAUUUAUGACGUAUUAGUAACUGAACUUUUUUAAAUGUGGCAGCAAAAUUAUACCGAGUGUUACCUACUUCGAAUGUAAUCCGGAAAUAUAUAAAGAGAAAAAUGGAAAUCCUAUUAAAGCAAAAGAAUAAUAUAGAAAUAAAUAUUUGAGAUAUUUUUUAUUGCUGCUCAAAAGGCUCUUUCUCAUGUGCUGAAAGAAUCAGAGUUCCUAAUUCGUAGUACUAAAACUUCUCGACGAAUUUAACGUUCUGUGAUAGCUGCCUCUUUUUGCGGUCAGUCGUUCGUUUAAAAUUUUAAUUUUCUGAUUGGUUGAUGCUUUCAGUAGAAAAAGUGAACGUCCAACUCAUUUUGCAAGAUCGCACGUUAAAUCGUAUCAAUCAUGUAUCACUUACACGGUACUAUGACAUUUCCAAGUUAGAAAAACUUCAAACGAAGUUUCACUAGCAUGAAUUUUCUCGAUCUCCAUCUUUCGCUUUACACUCCUUUCUCGUUUUGUCACAUUUUUAUUUACAUUAACUUUCUCCUUGUCAAGUCGUUUUUUUCGAUAUCUUUUUUCUUUUCUUUAUUAUGGUAACACAAUUAAGGAUCAACUUUCUCUGUACAAAACUUUUACAUGUUUCUAUUUUCAUAUUUCUUUUGAUUAUUAAAAUUUAUAAUCUCUUUA
Odontomachus brunneus is the source of this 8001-nucleotide messenger RNA. RefSeq names its product mucin-19-like. Gene Ontology annotation, cellular component: extracellular region. Gene Ontology annotation, molecular function: chitinase activity; chitin binding; protein binding. The coding region runs from base 836 to 7072 and encodes 2078 amino acids. The transcript has 12 exons. Gene Ontology annotation, biological process: chitin catabolic process; carbohydrate metabolic process. Lineage: Eukaryota; Metazoa; Arthropoda; Insecta; Hymenoptera; Formicidae. The record is from RefSeq and is a predicted model, not a curated record.